CAAGACAAAAGAUGAAGUCACAUGGUAAGAAGAGUUGAGUAGCCUCGUCUGCUUUCUCUUUGCUUCUUGAUGUGAAGAGGAAGUGCUUCCACACUUUCUCCACGGAUUUAGCAAGCUAAAUAGAGUUUCUUCUCAAUUAAUUGCUUAUUCGGGCAAAGUUAUUGGAGCGUAUAAAUUUGAGAGAUUAACUCUGAUAAAUAAACACAUACAAAAGAUAAAACAAACAACGCCCACAAAUGUUUUGAAAUCAUGAAAAGAGGCGCCAAGACAGUGGGACGAACAGCUUUGGUACUAGAUUUUGUGGAUUUCUCCGAGAACAGCAUUCAUACAAAUGUGGGAAUUCGCAGAUAAAUGAAAGCUCUUCAUCUGCAGAAAAAAGUUUGCAGUUUGCAAGGACUAUGAUUGCAUGUAAUGAACAGCGCAGAGCAUUUCUGCUUGUCGCUAUUGAACAAUUGCAGAACCCUCAGAUCCCUCCAACAGAUCCAUGCUCACGUCGCGAAGACGGGUAUCGAUUCCGAUCCCCUUGUCGCCGGGAAGCUGCUCCUCCACUGCGCUGUUCAUCUCUGUGGGGCACUCGAUUAUGCUACCCGCCUCCUCCGCUACUCCUCGAAUCCCGACCCGUUUAUGUACAACGCACUUAUUCGCGGCUUCUCUGAUUCGGACUUGCCCCAGAAUUCAAUCUCCACGUUCUCUCUUAUGCUCAAGAAUAUGGAUUCCCCAGUUGAUAGUUUCUCCUUGGCCUUUACGCUUAAAUCUGCAGCGAAUAUGCGGUGUUUACGGACUGGGAUUCAGCUUCACUGCCAGGCUUUGACGCGUGGUCUUGAUACUCACCUCUUUGUGGGCACUACAUUGAUCAGUAUGUAUGCAGAAUGCGAGUGUGUUGGAUUCGCGGAAAAGGUGUUCGACGAAAUUCCUGAACCAAACGUUGUGACGUGGAAUGCCAUGGCGACUGCGUUCUUUAGGUGUGGUGAUGUAAAAAGUGCAGAGAGAGUGUUUAAUUUGAUGCCUGCGAAGAACUUGGCUUCUUAUAAUUUGAUGCUCGCCGGUUAUACAAAACUCGAAGAGUUUGAGUUGGCAAGGAGGGUGUUCGAUGAAAUGCCGAGGAGGGAUGAGGUAUCCUGGAGUACUAUGAUUGUGGGGUUUGCACAACAUGGCUGUUUUGAUGAGGCGUUUGGAUAUUUUAGGGAGUUGCUGAGGGUGGGGAUGAGGCCUAAUGAGGUAAGCUUGACAGGCGUUUUGUCUGCUUGUGCACACGCUGGGGCACUAGAGUUUGCAAAGAUAUUACAUGGUUUUAUUGAGAAAGUGGGAUUAGUUUGGAUUACUCCAGUAAAUAAUGCACUUAUGGACACUUAUUCGAAGUGUGGGAAUAUAGAUAUGGCUCGUUUGGUAUUUCAGAGGAUGCCAGGGAAAAAGAGUAUUGUAUCUUGGACAUCCAUGGUUGUGGGUUUGGCAAUUCAAGGGUAUGGUGAAGAGGCACUCUCUCUUUUUCAUGAGAUGGAGGGAUCUGGUAUUUAUCCAGAUGGGAUUGCAUUCAUUGCUAUCCUUUAUGCAUGUAGUCACGCUGGUUUGGUCGAACAAGGACAAAAAGUUUUUGAUAAAAUGACCCAAGUGUAUGGGAUUAAGCCUGAAAUUGAGCACUAUGGAUGUAUGGUUGAUUUAUAUGGUCGGGCUGGACAGCUGUUGAAGGCGUACCAUUUUGUUACUCAGAUGCCAAUUCCACCCAAUGCUGUUAUUUGGCGGACGCUUCUUGGUGCUUGUAGUUUCUAUGGCAAUGUGAAAUUGGCAGAGCAAGUGAAGAGAAGGCUCUCAGAGUUGGAUCCUAACAAUUCUGGUGAUCAUGUUUUGUUGUCAAACAUUUAUGCAGUUGCAGGGAAAUGGAAGGAUGUUGCAACAGUGAGAAAAUCUAUGGCUGAGCUUAAGCUGACAAAAACUCCUGGUUGGAGUAUGAUUGAAGUGGAUAAGGCCAUUUAUACUUUUAUAGCAGGUGCAAAACAAGAUGAUGUGACAAAGGAGGCUUAUAAGAAGCUAAAGGAAAUAAUGCUGAAGCUUAGAGUUGAAGGAGGUUAUGUCCCAGAAGUUAUCAAUGUUUUGCAUGAUAUUCAAGAGGAAGAAAAAGAAGACGCAAUAAUUACACAUAGUGAGAAGUUGGCUGUUGCUUUUGGGAUGGCAAGAUUGCCCGAGGGUAGCUUCAUAAGAAUUGUGAAGAACUUGAGAGUUUGCAAAGACUGUCAUACUGUGAUGAAGUUGAUUUCUGAGGUCUAUAAAUUGGAAAUUAUGCUGAGAGAUAGAAGUCGCUUCCACUCUUUCAAGAAUGGCAUAUGCUCCUGCAGAGAUUACUGGUGAAUUUGUUUUCUGUCUUGCUCAAAUUGAUGUUCUUUGGUUACUAUUGCCACCUUAUAUACAGAGAACAGACAACCUUUGAAGCUGACAAUCCCAGAGUGUGGAGACAUUCAUUGCUCUCUUGCGGCCCUUGGAAGAUCGUGGCUAUAGGAGAAUUUCUUGGAAAGUUAUUAUUUGGUGGAUGAUGAAAAUAUGAGCCUGACAGAGUUAUGGGGUCCCUAUGAUUGGAAAAUCAGCAUAGAUGCCAAAGAGGCUUGAAAAGAGCUAAGAAAAUAAACAAACAUCAAAUGAUAAAUUCUAAAUGGACUUUUUAUUGCAUAA
Molecule: messenger RNA, 2661 nt
Organism: Sesamum indicum (sesame)
Lineage: Eukaryota; Viridiplantae; Streptophyta; Magnoliopsida; Lamiales; Pedaliaceae
Product: Tetratricopeptide repeat (TPR)-like superfamily protein
Biological process (GO): RNA modification
Molecular function (GO): RNA binding; zinc ion binding; protein binding
Source: RefSeq, a predicted model, not a curated record